GGUCAGCGCAUGUACCAGGUGAUAGAAACCUCAGUACCAGGUGAUAGAAACCUCAGUACCAGGUGAUAGAAACCUCAGUACCAGGUGAUAGAAACCUCAGUACCAGGUGAUAGAAACCUCAGUACCAGCGCUUUAAAAGGUCGGAUGAACGAUACUUUCCUGUGGAUAUUUUCUCUCACAUUUUGACCAGCUGAAAGACAAAUCGCACAGAAAACAGUUGUCUACUAUCUCUACCACCUGUGACAGUGUUGAAGCAGAGGACCAUGUUAUUCAAACAACUCUAACUGAAGAAAGUGUUUUAAUCGCACUUUUUUAAAAAUGGACACACUGAAAUCCUCCCGUGUUUAUUUUGAACGCUAAUAAAUGUGAUCAUAUUGAUCAUUUUGUGAUCAUAUUGAUCAUUUUGUGAUCAAUAUAUCAUUUUAUAUACAAGGGGAAAGAACUCUCUCUUAUUGCCAGUCAGUGAGUGACAGUAUAGACCCAUUCACCUCAAUGGAAGUUCCAGUCACAUCAAUUCUACCCUCUAACUCCACCCUGCCUACACCUUUCCCUCUGCAACCGGCAGUGGCCCCAUCAGUCCAGCUUGGAUUCACCAUCCUCUACACUACUCUCUACGGAAGUCUCUUCCUGGUCGUCUACGUUCAGCUCUGGCUCCUCUUUCUGUACCGACACAAGCGCUGGAGCUACCAGAGUGUGUUUCUGUUCCUCUGUCUUCUCUGGGCGGCUCUUCGCACCACUCUGUUCUCUUUCUACUUCCGUAAUGCCCUGGAAGCCAAUCGCCUGGCCACAGUGUUUUACUGGCUCCUCUACUGCUUCCCUGUUUGUCUGCAGUUCUUCACCCUCAGUCUCAUCAACCUCUACUUCACUCAGGUAUUACUCAAAGUGAGAGAGAAGUACAGCCCUGACACUGACCCCGGCAAUGGACUAUAUUGGGCGCGGUGCUUCUACGCCACCCUGAGCGGUGUGUUCCUGUGUGUCAAUGUGGUGUGUGCUGCUCUCGGCUGGAACGGGGGCAGUGGAGGAGAAGGAGCUAAAACAUGGAGUCUGGUUCUGAUACGAGUGCUGGUCAACGACCUGCUUUUCAUCUUUGAGGCUGUCUGUCUAGCUGCAUUACUGCUUCUGUUAACCCGACGCUCCCCAUCCACCAGCCCUUACCUGCACAGUAAGGGAACAACAGUGUGCCAGACUGCAGUACUAGGAGCAGGUGUAAUACUGCUCUUCGCUAGUAGAGCAUGCUACAACCUGGCUGUUCUCAUACUGUCCCAGAAUCACAGAGUGGAGUCCUUUGACUUUGACUGGUACAAUAUCUCUGACCAGGCUGACCUGCGUAGUGAACUGGGAGACAGAGGUUACUUGGCGUUCGGUGCAAUUCUCUUCAUAUGGGAGCUGCUUCCCACCAGCCUCCUCAUCCUCAUCUUCAGAGUGCGCCAACCGCCUCAGGAAGAUGGCAGUAUUAUGCCCAACAGCAACAGAGUACCGCGGCCCUACUUCUUUGAUGACCCAGCAGGGGAAGACGCUGACUCAGGUGUUCCUUGGGUCAACAGCUCACAUCCACACCAAAGCUGGUAUGGAUCCAUCAAGGAGACGACACCUCUUGUCUUCGCCAGUAACCCUCUGGACCAGAACCAACACCACUCCUUUUACUCUACGCCACAGAACUAACUGAUCCUCUGUCCCAAAUGGCACCCUAUUCCCUUUAUAGUGCACUACUUUUAACCAGGGACCAUAGGGCUCUAGUCAAAUGCAGUGCACUAUAUAGGGUAGAGGAUGCCAUUUUGGACGUACCCUGUCUGUCUGCAGUGAAAUGCUGAAGCGCUCUCUCUCAGGUUGCUAAUAGGCGCUGCAUGGUCGAUCCGACAUUGACGUUGGUCAUGCAGCAUUUACAGUGAUUCGUACUUCCUGCGCUUCGCUGAGCUGUUGUCAAGGAAGUGAGUUUGUUUAUACAAGACCUACCGUCAACGCGGGGUAUCAAGCAUAAAUUGGCUUUGACCACUUCCAGCUGCAGACAGCAACACUUCAUUCCAAUUGACUGUUUUUGCACAAAAUAAAACACCCUCGUCACUAAAUAGAGCGAAGCACCUUUUAAUUCAUCAACAUCUCCAACGGAGCCUCUUUUUAUAUUUUAUUCCUAUGAUUGGUCACAAUGUGUUUGUCCUCUGACCUGUGUAUUCAUUAGCUUGAUUGCGCUAUUUCAUGUCAACGGAGGUGGCAAGAUGACCAACACUGACACUCAGGCUAUAUUCAUUCCACUAUAGAAAGUUUAUCAACUUUUCUGAAAGGACCAAAUGUCAUUUAUUUUGUGAAGGCGUUUCCUACUUGCCGUCUACCUAAAAGGCACUGUAAAAUCUGCAUGACCACUUCCAUAAGUAAUGCAGACAAGACUAGUUUGUCAUUUUAUGCGAUUGUACAUUGAAGUAAACUAACUUAUUUAAUCAGAUAUCACCUGUCGUUUUAGCAGUUAUGGACCGAAUACCUCUUCCUUCUCACCAGCAUCCAUUUUAUAAGGGAAUUUUCUAGGUGCUUCGUAGCUAAACAGAAUAUACUCAGAUUGUGUAAAUGUGUGAUUUAUACUGAAAAAAAAAAGCACUGUUCUCAUGUUUUAUGAGCUGAAAUAAAAGAUCCCAGAAAUGUUC
Molecule: messenger RNA, 2633 nt
Organism: Salmo salar (Atlantic salmon)
Lineage: Eukaryota; Metazoa; Chordata; Actinopteri; Salmoniformes; Salmonidae
Gene: gpr137
Product: G protein-coupled receptor 137
Biological process (GO): positive regulation of TORC1 signaling
Cellular component (GO): lysosomal membrane
Source: RefSeq, a predicted model, not a curated record